Marmota monax (woodchuck) is the source of this 5407-nucleotide messenger RNA. It is a transcript of the gene Fgf12, whose product is annotated as fibroblast growth factor 12. Gene Ontology annotation, biological process: regulation of cell migration; positive regulation of protein phosphorylation; positive regulation of gene expression. Bases 1125 to 1856 code for a protein of 243 amino acids. NCBI's taxonomy places the organism in Eukaryota, Metazoa, Chordata, Mammalia, Rodentia, Sciuridae. Gene Ontology annotation, molecular function: growth factor activity; fibroblast growth factor receptor binding. The transcript is spliced from 5 exons. Gene Ontology annotation, cellular component: cytoplasm. The record is from RefSeq and is a predicted model, not a curated record.
CGGCCCCGGGCGGACCAUGGCGGGGAGCUCCAGUUAAAGGCGUGUGGGCGCCGAGCUGGAGAGGACACCUUCGGCAUCGCUGCCUUUUGAGGGGGCUUAUUUAAACUACUGAGUCAUUCCAGAUUUAGGAUUCCCUAAAUAAUCACCAACUGUGCCCGUCUCGUGCCGGAAAGCAAGCGGAAAGAGAAAGAGCGCCCGCUCUUGGGACCCCGCGGAUCGCCUCUCGCGGGUUGCUCCCCAAGGGUGCUUGGCCCUCGAGGAUCUCCCUUCCUCCCCCCGCCCCUUCGUCUCUCGCUCUCUUUGCAGUGCUGCUGGAGGAGAGUCGCACUCACCGCAGCUGGAAACAGCUGCCCCCGCCCCGCGCCCCUAUCCAGACUCCGGCAAACCGCUCCCACUUCGCGCCUCUCAGAAUUCCAGAACUCGGGCGGCCGGCCCCUGGAGAACCGCAGCCGGUGCAAUGCAUUCCGUAGACCUCACCAAGCCGGGACGGACCUCCUAAUCUCCAGAACUGCGGGCUGCAGGGAGUUAAAUUGCUGCCUUCCUCUCCUCCUCUCUUGCGGUUGGUGGCUUGUUUUCUAAAGGAACGUUUUAUCCACUUUUUAGUAUUUUCUACCGGGGGCACCGUACCCUCCUCGGUCCAGACGCUGCUUUGUAAACGCGUUUUCUAUGUAUGUAUGUGUAGAUAUACUUUGGACACCUUACGACGCUUGCGCCUCUCCAACAGGGGCACGGCUUGUGAUUUCGGACAUCCUUUAGCCCCUUCCAUUUGGCACCCUGAACGCAGUGUGACCAAACUCACUACCACCCCUUGGAAGUGGAUCGCCUUGGGGUGCAAGUUUGGGGUGCACACCUACUUCGCAGGAGGGCCUGGGACCGCCCGGCCCCCGCCCCCAGCGGUUGGGGAAGUUUACAUCUGGAUCUUCACACAUUUUGUUGCCACUGCCCAGACUCUGACUAACCUUGUGGGCGCAGGGUUUUCUCUACUGCAGCCUCCUCAAAUAUUAGCACUGCCUCCCCGCUCCUGCCCUAUCCCUCCUUGCCGCCGAGGUCCUGCCCUCGACCCAGCGGAGCGCGAUUCGGAGGGCGCCGUGGAGCCUAGGGCCCGGGGCCCGCGCUGAGCUGCUAUGGCUGCGGCGAUAGCCAGUUCCUUGAUCCGGCAGAAGCGGCAGGCGAGGGAGUCGAACAGCGACCGGGUGUCGGCCUCCAAGCGCCGUUCCAGCCCCAGCAAAGACGGGCGCUCCCUGUGUGAGAGGCACGUCCUCGGGGUGUUCAGCAAAGUGCGCUUCUGCAGCGGCCGCAAGAGGCCCGUGAGGCGGAGACCAGAACCCCAGCUGAAAGGAAUUGUGACAAGGUUAUUCAGCCAGCAGGGAUAUUUCCUGCAGAUGCACCCAGAUGGUACCAUUGACGGGACCAAGGACGAAAACAGUGACUACACCCUCUUCAAUCUAAUUCCUGUGGGCCUGCGUGUGGUGGCCAUCCAAGGGGUGAAAGCCAGCCUCUAUGUGGCCAUGAAUGGCGAAGGCUAUCUCUACAGCUCAGAUGUUUUUACCCCAGAAUGCAAAUUUAAGGAAUCUGUGUUUGAAAACUACUAUGUGAUUUAUUCUUCCACACUGUAUCGCCAGCAAGAAUCGGGCCGAGCAUGGUUUCUGGGACUCAAUAAAGAAGGUCAAAUUAUGAAGGGAAACAGAGUGAAGAAAACCAAGCCCUCUUCACAUUUUGUACCAAAGCCUAUUGAAGUGUGUAUGUACAGAGAACCAUCACUACACGAAAUUGGAGAAAAACAAGGACGUUCAAGGAAAAGUUCUGGAACACCAACCAUGAAUGGAGGCAAAGUCGUGAAUCAAGAUUCAACAUAGCUGAGAACUCUUCCCUUCUUCCCUCUCUUAUCCCUUCCCUUACUCUUUCCUUCCCUUUCCCCAUGUCCUUCCAAUAAUCCACCCAAGGAGAGAAAAAUAAAAUGGCAAUGCAGGACCUAGUAGCUAAGAUUCUGCACUCAAAAUCUUCCUUUGUGUAAAACGAGAAAAGUGAACCAAAGCUUGCCUGUUGCAACGUGGUAGAAAAUUCACAUGCACAAAGAUUAGUAUACAUAAAAGCAAAGGAAAAAUAAAUCAGGACUCCAUAAACAUCAAACUGUGUUGUUCUUAAUAGAGGGCUACUUCAUAAACAACUACAAUAAAGAUGAAAAGAAGUUACCUAGAAGGAAAGGGUUUUUGAGACUUGAACUCUCAAACUGAUGUUAGAUUCUAAAUGGCUUAAACUUUUGAUAAUGCUGUGAUAUGUGGUUUUGUUUGAUGUUGGGUUUUUUUGUUUGUUUGUUUUGGACAUCUAGAAUUGACACACAAUUACAUACUUUCUCUAAGAUUUUUUUUUAGCCAUGAAUUGAACAUGUGAAUUAUACUUUUUUAAUGCCUGUAAGGUAUAUAGCCAGUAACUACUUAACAUCAAGGAAAAUUUCAAAAAAUUACUCUUGAACCUAUUAAGAUUGUUUUUUUUUUUUUUGGCAAAAGAUUAAUCUUGUAUUGAAACUAAUGGUAUUAGUUGACUUAUAAAUUCCUUUAUAAACAAGAGUUUCAAAUUCUCCUAAGAGAAUAUAUUUUUAUCAAAGGUAUUAAUACAAGAUAUUAUUUUAUUUUUUAGUCAUUUAGAAAACAUUCUUGUCCUAAUACUCUUAUAUUUGUUCUUAUCUUUUUGCAUUUUGGACACCUUUGAGAGUAUAGGUACAUGUCUAGUUGCCUUAGAGAGUUUUGUACCAUAUCUUGCAGCAGGAAAGAGAGAUGGGUUUCACAUAAAGAAAUAAGUCCAAGGAAAUGGGUCAAUGUAUUUCCCCUUUGUACCUUGUUGAAGUUUUAUGUAUAUAGCAUUUUCCAAACUGUAUGAGAAAAUGGGAGGCAAGCUGUGAAUUCCUAGCUUACCGUCUUAUGAACCUGGUGGACUGUUUGUUGAUAUAUAUCCUCAUUUAUAAGUCCAGUUGACAAUAAAUCUGUAGCUUAGAAGACAGAGGGUACUGUUAGUACACUGAAUUUUCAGGUGACAUGGAGAAACAGUUAUGGAAUUAGCAGCUAUGGCUCCAAUGGACUGAACUGGGAGUGGCUUAAAGGAAUGAAAAAGAACUCAGUGUAAGAGCAAGCAAACACACAGUUAGGAAAAUUAAAGUAUUACACAAAAAUAUUAGCCAAGAAAUGAAAGUUGUACAAUUGCAUUGGAAUAAAUAGUUCUACUUAGCCCUACAAAUCAGAAAUGAUGUAGAGACAUCCAAAUUUCAACAAAAUAAAACAAAACAGAAUGUUUAAAAAUGUAUGCAGAUUUAUGGAUAUUAUUAAUGAGAAGACUUAGCAUGUAACUUCUCCUAUAUCUCUACUGUCCAGCAUGUCUUGUUCCAAAUAUGACUCCCUAAAAUAUAUACACUUUGCAGCUCUAGGUCCUCACUUCCAACCUUGCCAUGGAUUGCUGUAUUCUUUCAAGGUCAAUGUAGUUUCCCUCACUCCACAUGAUCAUUAUUCUUCAAUAGUGGUUCUUGUCCUUCACCAAGUAUACUAUUUAUGUUAUCGGGAAGUUACCAGAAAAAAAAAAUGGAGGAAUUUGCCUAAUCAAUUGGAAAGAAUAAACAUUAUGCAACUAGGCAAGGAUUUUGAAUACACAUUUUCAAAGGAUAUUUGUUUAAUCAAAAUAUCUGGAAAGUAACAAAUAAAUGCAUUUAAUUUAAAAAAAAAAGAUAUGUCACUCUUCUAGGAAAAGAAUACCCUUGUUUAAAAAAAUGCAAAUCUUGGUAUAUCUUCUUUGUCACUCUUGGUUCAACAUAAGACCCCUGUCACUUCCAGGACCAAACAAAUCCCAAGCAUAAAGCUUUAUUUUGUUUGAAAAAAAUAAAAAAGAGGCUUCAAUGAAAUGGUUCACAAGCUCUUUUAGCAUGAAACAGCCGGAGCUUCUGUAGUAAUGCACAUGGUCUCAUCAGUAACACAUGCAAUGGUUUCACAAGUAACACGAAGGACAGAAUUCACAAUUACUUACACUGGUGAUUUCAUGACAAUAUAUUUAAUCUAGUUAAUUAUGAAAAUUAUGACAGAAAUAGGAAUCUCCAACAACAUUCCUUUCUCUGCUUACAGUGACUACCCAUUAUUUGUCAUGCAGACCCACAUCUGUCUCUUUCAUGAGACCAGUUAAGAAGCAGAGUUCUAACUACCCAAUCUGAGUAUUGUAUUUCCUCCAUAUCAUAUUAAGCACAUGUUCUCUGCAAUGAAAUGUUCUAGAAAUUAGUUUUGCUUAUUUUCAACUCAUUUCUUUUAUAGAAUAAACCUGAGGAAAAUGUGGUUCAGAGCUCAGGGUAAAGGUUUACUUGACUGCUGCUUUUUUGACAGUACAUUAAAACCUAUUGUAGUCAUUAUUCACUAAGUUUUGAAAUUAUUAUGAAAUAUAAAACUAUAAUUGUCUUUUUCCUUCAAAAAUUAGUCAGUUUUAAUACUUUGUUUUCUGUUUUAUUCCAAAUAUAAUUAUUAAUUACUUUGACUUUUCGUUGUUCUAAUUUUUGGGUCUUUAACUCAUCUAUCUUCUCCUUCAAGUGGAAAAAGUUUUUAGAAAAAUGCCCUGGGAGAUUCCCAGGAAAAGUAUGGCUUUUAGUAAAGCUUUGAAAUUGUGUAUGUAGAUAUAAAUUAAGACAUGGUUACUGUAAAUUCUUACUGUAAUAUGUUUCAAAAUCAAUAGACUUGAGAAUGAAAACAAAACAAAACUUUUGAGAGUCUUACAAAACAUCUUUCUGGUUAAUAUACGUAACUUGAUUUUAAAAUUAAGUUCAAAGUAUAGAAAUAAGUCAUUCUGCAGUUUCAUUUGGUAGUUUUAAGAUUUUUGUGCUUCAGAAAACUGGAAGACCCCCAAGCCAUCGUAUUCUUGAUCAUAGUAAUAAUUUUGGUUUUAAUUAUACAUAUGAAAGUCAUAGAACAUUUUUAAGCCAUUAUGGAUUGGCACAAUAAAGAGACAUCAAUGUAAUGUAAUGUGAUUCAUUUUUUAAAAUAUAUUUUUUAGUUGUAGAUGGACACAAUACCUUUAUUUACUUAUUUAUAUGGUGCUGAGGAUCGAACCCAGUGCCUCACACAUGCUAGGUGAGUGCUCUACCACUGAGCCACAACCCCAGCCUCCGUAAUGUGAUUAUUUAUAGGCUUCAUAUCAAUCUAGAAAACUUCUUUAGAAGAACUCUUCUUUUUAAGAAAAUGACAACUCAAUAACUCGGUAUUUUUUUCUAAAUUGGCGAUCUUUGGGUGCCAUUAUGGGGAGAUGAGAGUAUUAAGACAAGAGUAAAGGAUAAAGAAUGAAUUGAUUGUUAUUCAUUGAAAAGUUUGGAGAUUAUAGUUUGGGACUACUGGUUUCUUGGUGAAGAAGACUGGCAACAUCAUCAAUCUUUUUUUUUUUUUUUAAA